UCAAACAAAACAAAAUCAUCCUAAAAACUUACCAAAAAUCCUCGGCGACGAAGAGGAAGAGGAGGAGAGAGAGAGAGGGCACAAAAUGGCUUCGAUCCUUCCGCCGGAGCUGGAUAACGACUCAUUGGCGUCAUCGCCGAGAUCGGAGUACGAUAAUCAGCCACGUGUACGGUUCAUGUGCACUUUUGGAGGAAGGAUCUUGCCUCGUCCGCCGGAUAAUCAGCUCUGUUACGUCGGCGGCGACAAUCGUAUGGUCGCCGUUCAUCGUCACACUACUUUUUCCUCUCUCCUCAGUAAACUCGCUAAACUCUCCGGUAAAAGCAACAUCAGCGUGAAGUACCAGCUACCAAACGAAGAUCUUGACGCGUUGAUCUCCGUAUCAACGGACGAAGAUGUAGAGAACAUGAUGGACGAAUACGACCGCAUCGCACAGAAUCAAAACCCACGUUCCUCUCGUCUCCGUCUCUUCCUCUUCACCAAAAGCAUCGCCGGAGAAGACGACAACGAUAGUAGAGCCAGUAGUAUCAGCUCUCUCCUCGAUAGCUCUGUUAAUCGAGAGCAAUGGUUCCUCGACGCUCUCAAUCUCGGCUCCUCCGCCUCCGCCGCCACCGCCGCGUCUAACGGUAGAGGAAUCGAGCGCGUUCGAUCUGAAGUCUCGUCGAUUGUCUCGGAAGUUCCUGAUUACCUCUUUGGACUGGAUAAUUUCGACGAAUCUGCUCCGCCGCAUGAGCUUCGUGAUCGUGAUCCGAGAGCUAAGAUCCGUCGAGAAGUCUCGACGCUUUCAGAUCCUGGUUCGCCUCGUCGCGAUGUUCCUUCGCCGUAUGGUUCGACCUCCUCUGCCCCGGUGAUGAGAUCUUCUACACCGGAACUUCUACCGGUUCAAACUAAACCGGAAAGCCCAGAACCGGUUUCGACUCCUAAAGCCGAUCCUCAACCGGAGCAAGUAAUUCAACAGAGUAAUCAUCAACCGGUUUACUCGCAAUGGCAAUUCCCCGCUGGUCCACCACAAGUUCAUCACCAAACACCGGUUUAUUACGUUCCUGGUUCAAUUCACCGAGGUAAUCCGAUGGUUCGACCGGCAAAUCACAUGCUUCAGCCUGGUGAUUAUAUGGUUCAAAUGCCGGGUCAAAUGCCGGGUCAGUAUAUUCAACAAUACAAUCAAGUACCAAUGGGAUACCAUCAACAACCUCAGCUACAUCAGAAUCCUGGUCCGGGUCAAGUAUAUGGUGGAACGGUUAGGCCGGUUAUGAUGCCAGUCGAUGGAGUUAACCGAAUGGCUUAUUACGGAAUGAAAACACCUGGGCCGGUCCAAAUGUAUCAGCAUCACCCUGGUAUGGUUGUUCCUGGUGUUGAUGAACAACAAUACAGAGCCGAACCGGAUUCGGAUCCGGGUCGGGCUUCUUAAGCUGGUUGAACACAGAUGGAAAUAUCACAUCCGGUUUUUCGUUUUCCGUUGGACUCGUGGCUCUUCGUCACUGUGUGAACUGUGUAAUAUUCUUUUUUUUUCUGUUUUUUUUUGUGCGUGUAAUAUUGUCAAUUUUGUAUUACAAACUUUGAUGAACAGCCCAAUAUUUAUAAUUUUCCAAUAAUGAAGUAUAUUUGCAACUCAA
Molecule: messenger RNA, 1610 nt
Organism: Eutrema salsugineum
Lineage: Eukaryota; Viridiplantae; Streptophyta; Magnoliopsida; Brassicales; Brassicaceae
Exons: 2
Coding region: 86-1405 (439 amino acids)
Molecular function (GO): protein binding
Source: RefSeq, a predicted model, not a curated record